Molecule: messenger RNA, 8898 nt
Organism: Triplophysa rosa
Lineage: Eukaryota; Metazoa; Chordata; Actinopteri; Cypriniformes; Nemacheilidae
Gene: magi2b
Product: membrane associated guanylate kinase, WW and PDZ domain containing 2b
Exons: 24
Coding region: 818-4828 (1336 amino acids)
Biological process (GO): receptor clustering; signal transduction
Cellular component (GO): cytoplasm; dendrite
Molecular function (GO): SMAD binding; signaling receptor complex adaptor activity; type II activin receptor binding
Source: RefSeq, a predicted model, not a curated record
CAUCAAAUAUCCCAAUCAGAUGACAUGAAGUAGAAGCAUGUAAUAGCUUUGUCUGUUUGAUAAAUCAUAUAUCAGAUCUUUUAUAAUAUCUUAUAUCUAGAACUGUAUAGGCCUAGGGAAAGAACCAUUUAAAGGUAGCAUGCUAAGCUCCUGGUAUGUAUGUUCAUACAAGCUGCACUAGACUGAGAUCCCAGCUCACUAGGUUUAGGUCAUUGCCAUUGUCUCUGUGGCAGGGUUUCUCAACCAAGGUCCCACUAGCGACGUCCUUUAAAGGAUUUAUUUCAAAUAAGACAAAGCAUGCACAAAAAGCUAAAAAAACAAAUGAUUUCUUAAGUGUUUGGUUAUUUUCAUAACGAGUAUAUCUUUCAAGUUAUGACAAAGCUCUGGAAUAUUACUAAGGUAGAAAUAAUGAGUGGGGAGCCUGAAGUUACGUAGCCUACGUAGAUCACAUAAACGUUUGCGUCAUGUCUUAUUCCACACCUUUAUUUCUUUUUGCAAAGAUAGACAUUUUCGAACCCUCUCUGAGGAAUGCACACUACCCCUCCACUAACGUCCGUGCCGUAGCGCUCACGCCUCCUCCUCCAGACAUCACAUCCGGGUCACUCGCCAGUCAGCGUGUAAGCGAGCGUGCUUCUCCAUCCAGUUGCGUACUGCUGCUGCAGCUCCCAGCGCAACUCCACUGCACGCAACAUGGACACUACGAGCAGCGGCCAGCCGCGGAGGAUCUGAGGGAGCACGCGUCGGGACCGGCCACGCUGGCGCAGGGAUGUGGUGCCAUCCGACAGACGCACGCUGGUAGACGAGUCAUUUGUCAGCGAUGUCAAAGAGCCUCAAGAAGAAGAACCACUGGACGAACAAAGUCCACGAAGCGGUGCUCUCCAGAAACAAGGAGGGCGAGCUGGGGUUCGAGUUGAAAGGAGGCGCCGAGAAUGGCAAUUUCGCUUACUUUGGCGAGGUGAAGCAGGGCAAGGUGGCCAUCCAGAGCGGCAAACUGUCCCAGGACGAGCUGCUCUUGGAGGUCAACGAUACGCCGGUGGCAGGGCUCACCAUCAGGGAUGUGCUGGCCGUGAUCAAGCACUGCAAAGACCCGUUCCGCCUGAAGUGCGUAAAGCAAGGAGGUGUUGUGGAUAAAGAUCUUCGGCAUUAUCUUAACCUACGGUUCCAGAAGGGUUCGGUGGACCACGAGCUUCAACAAAUCAUACGUGACAACCUCUACCUCCGGACGGUGCCGUGCACAACAAGGCAGCCCAAAGAGGGGGAAGUCCCAGGUGUGGACUACAACUUUGUGAGCAUUGAGCGGUUUAUGGAAUUGGAGAAAAGUGGGGCCUUAUUAGAAAGCGGAACUUAUGAAGAUAACUUCUAUGGCACGCCGAAGCCUCCAGCGGAGCCCACGCCCAUGCUGUUUAAUGUGACGGACCAACUCUUGCCCGGCGCCCGACCCAGUGCAGAGGGAAAAAGGAAGAGAAACAAGUCCGUCAGCAACAUGGAGAAGGACAGCAUCGAACCACCAGAAGAAGAGGAGGAGGACAGCCCUGUCGUCAAUGGCAACGGCAUCGCCAUCACACCAGAAUCAAGCGAGCAUGAAGACAAGAGCACAGACGCUUCUGGGGACGUGCCCGCCCAGCCGUGCCCACCUGAGACCCCCACCCUCACCGCCAUGGACGCUCCUGAAGAGGAAGGAGAGGCGCCCAAGUCACCUCAAGACUCGCAGGAAAACGAUGAAAUGGGCCCCUUGCCAGACAACUGGGAGAUGGCGUACACGGAGAAGGGGGAAGUUUACUUUAUAGAUCAUAAUACCAAAACAACAUCAUGGCUGGACCCUCGACUAGCGAAGAAAGCCAAGCCCCCAGAGGAGUGUGAGGAGGACGAACUUCCGUACGGCUGGGAGAAAAUUGAUGAUCCAAUUUAUGGCAGUUACUAUGUCGACCACAUUAACAGAAGGACACAGUUUGAGAACCCCGUCCUAGAGGCCAAGAGAAGAAUCCAAAUGCAAGGUCAAGGUCUUUCAGCGCUACCUUUGCCCACCAUAUACAGAGAAAAGCCAGCGUUCACACGGGAUGCCACACAGCUCAAAGGGACGUUCCUCACAACGGUUCUGCAGAAGAGCAACAUGGGGUUUGGCUUUACCAUUAUUGGUGGAGAUGAACCAGAUGAGUUCCUGCAGGUGAAGAGCGUCAUACCUGAAGGACCUUCCGCUCAGGAUGGCAAGAUGGACACAGGUGAUGUCAUCGUCUACAUCAAUGACAUCUGUGUACUGGGCACCACUCACGCCGACGUGGUCAAACUCUUUCAAUCCGUUCCCAUCGGUCAAAGCGUCACUCUGGUGCUGUGCCGCGGUUACCCCCUCCCCUACGACCCCGGGGACCCCUCCGCUAGCUCCUCCAUGCCCCCCUUGGGUCUAGUGGAUCAUCCGUUGCUUCUCAACGGGCGGAACAACUACGAAAAUUACAUGGAGUACAUGUCUUUGACUGGACGCUUGAUACCCGAGCAUGGCGAUGGGCUCGGCCCGCUUCCCCAUCCUGGAGACACCCACCUAGACGGCUCGCAGCCUCCAUCCCUGAACACACCCGGACCCCCGCCCGACGACAGUGUCUCCAUGGCUUCGUCUUCAGGAGCAACGGCUGGGGCCCAAGUGGCCCCUGAACUCCUGAGUCUCACUAUAACCAAAGGCACAGAAGGUUUUGGGUUCACCAUAGCAGACAGUCCCACAGGGCAACGAGUUAAACAGGUUCUGGAACCUCAGGGCUGUCCGGGGUUAUGUGAAGGAGACCUGAUGGUGGAGAUUAAUCAGAAGGGUCUUCAGGGACUCAACCACACACAGGUGGUACAGCUGCUCAAGGACUGUCCUGUGGGAACAGAGGCUACGCUUGUCAUUCAGAGAGCAGCAACAGCAGGUCUCUUUACGUCCUGGGAUCCCACAAAACAGUGGGACCCUCAAGGAAGCCCUCAGACCAGCUUGUCAACCACGCUUCACCCCCACGGUGCCCCACAUCCAGGCCAGACGCUCCAUCGCUCCUCUGUUCCAGACACAGAGGGCUUCCACCUGGGCAAACCCGACCCCUAUGACCUCUACGAGAAGUCACGCGCCAUUUACGAAAGCAGGCAGCCAGCUCCACUUCGGACAUUAAUGGACUCUACAGGUGUGGAGUAUCAGGAAGUGGAGGUGCACCUGCUGCGAGAGAAGACCGGUUUUGGCUUCAGGAUUCUGGGUGGAGACGAGGCGGUGCAAGCAGUGAGUCCGGAGGCCCGUGACAAGAUUGUAAUAGGAGCGAUCAUAGAGAACAGCCCUGCGGAGCGGGACGGCAGGCUACGACCGGGAGACGAGCUGUUCUCCGUCGACAGGAUGCUCGUGGCGGGGAGACCGCACCGUUACGUCAUCGACCUCAUGCACGCAGCUGCACGGAACGGACAGGUCACUCUGACCGUGAGGAGGAGAGUUCUGAUGCAGCAGGGUCAGCCGUGCGAGGAAAACGGUGCGUUGGGCAAUCAAAGCAGCUCCCCCCGGGGUCACGCCGUGUGCCCGGUCAACCUGCCACCCACCACUGAUGUAGUUAUCCAUCGCAAGGAAAGCGAAGGCUUUGGAUUUGUCAUCAUCAGCUCGCUAAAUCGACCAGAGACCACAACCACGAUAACUGUGCCACAUAAGAUUGGUCGCAUCAUUGAGGGCAGUCCGGCCGAUCGCUGUGGGAAACUGAAGGUCGGUGACCGUAUCAUGGCCGUCAACUGUCAGUCUAUUAUCAACAUGCCUCACGCUGACAUUGUCAAGCUGAUCAAAGACGCUGGACUCACCGUCACCUUGCACAUCAUCCCUGAAGAUGAUGUAAAUGGUGCUCAUUCCGGCCCCGCGUCAGAGAAGCAGAGCCCUAUGGUGGCCCAGAAGCACAGCCCUCAGACCCAGUCCAGCCCUGCAGCCCAGCAGAGCCCCUCCAUAACUCAACCCAGCCCACCUGCUCCUCAUCCCAGCCCUGCCACUACACAGCCCAGCCCCCUGCUGGUGGAGUCAGGCCCUGGAGCGACACACAGCAACCCACCAGUGACUCAAAGCAGCGUCCCUAUGAAUCACCCCAGCCUGGAGGCCAUGCAGUCGGGUUCAAUGGUAACUCAGGCUGCCGCAGCUGCUGCUGUGGAUCCAGGCAUGCCGGGGGCCCAGCCCAGCUCCAUCGGAUCAGUGACCGUACCGCCACAGCUGUAUCUACAUGACACACGGUCGGAGGUGAAAGCCAGACAGGAUGUCAAACCCGACAUCUGCCAAGCCGCAUACACAGAUUACAGACAGCCGCCGGUGGACUACAGACACCCUCCUGUAGCCGACUACAGACAGCCACCGACCAUGGAGUACAGACAUCCACCCGCUCUUAUAGACUACAGACAACACUCCAUCACUGACUACAGACCACAGGACUAUGACUAUUUCACUGUGGAACUGGAGAAAAGUGUAAAGGGAUUUGGCUUUAGUAUCCGUGGAGGACGGGAAUACAAAAUGGACCUGUUUGUUCUGAGACUGGCCGAAGACGGACCCGCCAUCCGCAACGGCAGAAUGAGAGUGGGAGAUCAGAUUAUCGAAAUCAACGGUGAGAGUACGAGAGACAUGAGUCACACCCGUGCCAUCGAACUCAUCAAAGCCGGUGGUCGACGCGUGCGACUGCUGUUGAAACGGGGCACGGGACAGGUGCCCGAAUAUGGAAUGGUACCUACCAACCUUUCCAUGUGCAUGAAAAGUGACACUCUAGCCUCACCCUAUUUCUUCAUAAUGGGACACACUAAAGACACGACUGUGCCACCUCCCGGAGUUCUCUCUCUCCAGCCGCCCCUGCCUUGUCGGAAGUAGUCUCACCCCACUAGCGUGACACUCGCCCUUCGCCGUCGCCCAUCAUCCAGCCUCGAACCCUGGAAAGGCCUCAUGGCAUUGUGUGACAGUCUGGACCAAUCACGCUGCCCCUCGGUGGGCGGUUUUGGUGGGCGGGCGUUCGCCCAAAGAACAGAGGGUGGCAGGUCCACCUAGCUGUCUGAACAGCCUAACAAAAAUGGAUCGAGACGGAUCAAGAUUUCGUAAAAGUGGAAAUAUUCACGAACAGAUGUUGACAUAUCAACCUCAGCGUGUUGUCGCAUCCCACUUGCUUUAUUGAUCCAAGUUUUUUCUCGAUGAUCCGAUAACCGGUCCAGAUGAACAGCCAAAAGUAAUUUUGGAUCCAGAGAAAAUGCUUUUGAUGGAGAAACAGGCCGAACUCUGAAAGCCUUUUUCUUCUGUCCAGUGGACCCAAGUUCUCUCUUUGUUAUCACGUGGAGGUUGUUUAUUUUUUGUAUAAUUUCAAGUCGUUCACACCGUCGCCCCCCAGUGGUGCCGGGGGUCGAAAAUUGCAAAAUAUAUGUGUAGCAUGAAAAGAGAUUUCCGAGGAAACCAAGUAUACAUGACUUGAACACCACAUGAGUAUUUAGUUUUGUUAUCUGUCUGGUGGGAACAACAUUUACAAUAGACGUCGUGAAACAUUGACAAUAAACACACAGAGGACACAAACAGACCGAUAAUGGAGAUACAAGGUAAAGUAUGACGCCAACCCAUUUGGGCUGAAUUAUGGGAAAUACACAAGGAAGUAAAUGCAUAUCAAUCGCCAAAUCUACCGCAUGGAUUGAUCCCUUUAGAUGCCAAUAAUGAACCAGUGACGAUAUGUUAUAUUGGUAUGAUUUAGGUCUGUUGUUCCCAGCUGAACAUCCGGUUACAUAUCACAAACUGAACCAGGCAAGGACUGCUAUACUGUCUUUCUUAUGAAGCUUAAAAGCAGACGCUUUCAAGGCCUCAGUACUUCAUUCCAGCCUCAUUUUCACUGUACUGUGCCGCCAAUGGAGUUGGGGUACCAUUCCCAUUUCUCUGAUGGUUUUCGUAGUUCACAGAAGCGAAUUAGGCGAGCUGGGAUCACAUUUUUAAGGACUGUUUGGUUUGAGAUCAGGAGUAAUGCAGUCAAUGUGUCCUAACCAGAUUUCACCAACAAGCAGUUUGUUUGUUUCGCUGGGAGCGUUAAUGAUGCGAGACGGUAUGUAAUCACAGGCAAUCGGAAGAAACGUAAUGUUUUAUAUGCAGUAAUGUGGAGCAGGGUUUUGGAUUAAUGAGAUGUCACCGUUGAAGUUUAAAAUCCAUUUAUUUUCAUAAUAUACAUUCUUGAUAUUUUGUGAGCAAUUCAUUGCUCUGUGUUAUCUCGAUGAAACAAGACUAAUCGUAAAAAUGUAGCAACUCAAAAUGUUGACAGUGGCAGUGGCCAAAAGUGAUGACUAAAGGCCUUAUAUAUCACUGCCGUCCUUCUGAAAACCUUGUAUCUCCAUAUUUCGUGAUUUUUAUAUUUUGCCAUAAAUCAUUAUUAUUAGUCGCCCUUUAUGUUUGUCACUGGGUUUUGCAAAUAUCUAACCAAUAAAAAGCAUUAAAAAGUGCUUGUCAACCUUGACAACACAGUGCAGUGUAUUUUCCAUUUCUGAGACUUCGGAAGGAAAGCAACAAUAUAGAGAAUAUUUGCUAUUAAUGCUUCAUGUUUGAUUAAAAUAUGAGGUGUUUAGUAAACCAAAGUGAAGAAAAAUCAACUUUGUUAAAGUAUAUAUUAAACAAAAUGAUUUGGCAAAAAAGGCAAACAACAGCUUUGUAAAUAUAUGUGAAUAUUUUAUUCUAAUAUACAAAAAAUGCAUAGAAAAACAAAAAGCUCACAGAAACAAAUGCAUACACUGACUACAAUUUUAUACAUUUUAUAUUCAUGUAUAUUUUGAUUUUUUUUAUUCUCCUGGGCUUUGAUUCAAAGCUUUGUGCAUGUGUUGUGUAUAAUCAUCAAGUUUUCUCAAACCUGAGCUUCAGUUUACACUCCAAGCACAACUCUUCAACACAGAACAUUUGUAAUUCAUAAUUAAUAAAAUAAACGAAUAAAGGGUGAAGACAUACGUUUCCAAAUUUGGACAUCACUUCUGGCUACUACUUUACUGCAAGUCAUUUUUCCUAAUCCAAUUGUUCCAAAGCAUAAGACGAAGUCCCAUCCUACAUUUGAAUUUAUCUUCAUUGAGUUGUCAUAGGUUGCUAAUGUCAAAAGAGACUUGUAAGUUGUGGAAAGUUGUAAUUUUUGUCAAUUCGAAACACUCCUUGUCAUACCUAUUGUAAACGAAUUACUACAUUUAGUUUGUUCCUUCGCUGUCGGUGUAAAACCCCCGUUACAUUUACUUUUAUGCAUUUGGGAGAUGAUUUAUGGAUUUAGUCUAUACAGUGUAUGGGUCCGUGCAUUCCCUGACAAAUGGAUCUUGGCGUAGCACCUUACCAGUAAAUUAUCGCUUUUUUUCUGAUGCUUUGUUGCUUCAUGUCUGGUUAGGACACAGGUUUAGCUGAGAACUGAGAGACUGAGAAAUGAUCUCAAAUUCUGGGUCUCUCUAGCACGAAUAAGUGGGACCCAGUUGUAUGUGGCAGAGUGCCUUACUGGCAGGACUAAAGAGCAGUAUAUAAUAUGCAUCCUACAUUAAAUACAUCUUAAGAGCUGAACAUUGGGUUUUCACUUUUGUUAUAAGCAGACGUUGCAGCCUAAUGUUUUGUUAAUGGCAGAAAGGUGAUCAAUAUCACACCUGUAGACAUAACCAUAACAGAAUAUGAGUGAAGACAUCAAGAUGCUGUCUAUGCUGGGUAUUAAAAGGAAAGAUGUGAUAUUCAUACCUCCAUCAUUCUGACUUUUCAUUAGAUGGAUGCGUUGCUGUGCUGAAGAAUUUCAAAAUGAUCGGGUUCAACAGAAACAAUUAUGGUGAAAUCUCAUUGUGGGUUUUGAGAAGAGGGUUUUAUGCCAUGCAGUGUUCUUGCCACUUUGUAUUCAUUUACUAGUGAAAUUAUUUAAUGCUGCUCUCCACCUGUCAUUUUAAUCACAGGCUGAAAACUGUGCCAAUGGAAACGCUUUGGGGUGUGUGGAAUGUAAUUUCUUUGAGAUUUUCAGGCAGUUUGGUGAACCGCCGAAUAUUCGGAUACAGUAUCUGCACUGAAAAUGUUGCAUAUCAAUUUAAGCUUAUUUUGUCUUGUUUUUCAGUACAAAUAUUUGAACAUCCUUGAGAAAAGAUACAUUUAUGAAUUUGACAUCGUAAAUAGGAUUUAAGGUCUUUUUGUUUACUGAAAAACAGGAAAAAUACUGAUUAGGAACAUGUUUUAGGCAGUGAUGUGCCACAAUAAAAUGCUCCCAUGUUCAUAUCUCACUGAUGUUUUUUUACCCAGCACAUUAUAUUUGUAGACCCUGUAGAUUCCCGUCAUUGGGUGCAGUGAGCUAAAUUAAACUGCUGUUUACAUGAAGACACAAACAGAAGCAGUGAAGGAAAAGUGUGGAUGCAUUUAUUGCACAGCUCAUAGCUUUUACUGUUUGAAGCUGUAUCCUGCCUGCUGUGAAAAACUAAAAAAGAACAAAAACAAAAAAACAUUUUAUAUUAUCGGGGAAAAUAUUGAAUCUGUGAAAGAUGGCACAUACAGGGGCCCAUUCAGAUCAAUAUUACUGUCUAGUGUUAGAUGUGUAUUUACCUUGUACAGCUGUACGCCUAUAAAUAUGGUUUAAUGUAUUAUUGAUAGUUUCAAAGAAUAAGUGAUCAAAUAUUUUUAUGAAAUGCAACAGUAUGGAUAUAAUAAAUUUUGCUAAAAUCUUGUUUACCUGUAUGAUAUUCUGAUAUACUGUUAAAUAAACUCUUGACAAGGUUUAAAGUGCAUUUCGUAAUUUUCAUUUGACUCGUUUUGAGAGGUUUUUAUAGCACUGAAAAUAAUAAAGGUUCAAUUUGCAAAUUAAACUAUUACAUCGGUUAUGGAAUGGAAAGUAAUUUAAAAGAAUGUUAUCACAAAAACCCUGCUAAACAAGUUUUUUUUUGGUGUCAACAGGAAGAAACUGGUUUAAACUGGUCCUCUCAGCCAGUCAAAUC